Staurois parvus is the source of this 301-nucleotide messenger RNA. The record is from the annotation of a GenBank genome assembly. NCBI's taxonomy places the organism in Eukaryota, Metazoa, Chordata, Amphibia, Anura, Ranidae.
GCUAGAAAGGUUUUUUUUUUUUUGGGGGGGGGGGGGGGGGAGGGUGCAUGUGAUCAGCACAGGGCCAAUCAGCACUGUCCAGACAGAGGGUUAGGGGUUAGGCAGCCUCAUAGGACAGCCAGAGGAGAAUGCAAACUCCUCCUACAAGAUUAACCAGUGCACGGCUGGACACUGAUAAAAGUCACAAGACUGCUAUAUACUGCUGAUGAGAAAAGGUAUUUAUUAUUAUUAUUAUUAUACAGGAUUACCUGUUAUACUUCCAUGUUGUGGGAGACCAGAUAUAGUGAAUGCAGGGUCCUGG